CUGUUCACUGGGGGCACGAAUAGUCCAUGAUUUCGUGACAAUUCACUACUGUAAUCUUCAUGGGGGAGUACAUAUAAAUAACCGCAGAUAUAGAAUAGAACACAUCGAACGUCAAACCAAACAUCGCACCAUGAAAGCCAUCUUCGUUCUCGCUGCUGUCAUUGUUGCAGUUUCCUCAGAGACGUGCAGAGAAGACAGCAGCUGUUCUGUGACUAGUUGUAACACAGGGUCAACAUUACAUUGUAUCCACCAUCAGUGCACGUGUACCGUAGCAGCUAGCGGUGAUGGCGGUUGUACAAUGGCCACUGAUUGUAGCGGCCGAUGUGACCAAGGGCGGGAGCACCACUGUAUCGACGGACGAUGCAGAUGUACUCAUCACUUUUAAAUCUAUCAACAGACUAAAUAAAUAUUGAUUACGGAAAAAAA
Messenger RNA from Ostrea edulis (European flat oyster), 426 nucleotides. RefSeq names its product serine protease inhibitor Cvsi-2-like. The transcript has 3 exons. The record is from RefSeq and is a predicted model, not a curated record. The coding region runs from base 131 to 385 and encodes 84 amino acids. NCBI's taxonomy places the organism in Eukaryota, Metazoa, Mollusca, Bivalvia, Ostreida, Ostreidae.